Molecule: messenger RNA, 1508 nt
Organism: Xenopus tropicalis (tropical clawed frog)
Lineage: Eukaryota; Metazoa; Chordata; Amphibia; Anura; Pipidae
Gene: dexi
Product: Dexi homolog
Exons: 2
Coding region: 291-551 (86 amino acids)
Source: RefSeq, a predicted model, not a curated record
UAUGGCUUAGUGGGAGUAAACAUCUUGUUCCCCCACUGCAGUGAGUGCAAGUGUCGUGGGUUCUCCUGUAUGUGUGUCAGUUCCCUGCUGCGGUGCCAGGCUGCUGGUUGUUCUGCACAGUAGCGUUCCUUACCCCCCGCAGUGCCAUGAGAGCGCAUUCCUGUAGCGACUGAAUGUGAUUAACAGUAGCCGUGCCCUCCUUGCCUCUCAAAGCCUGGAGCCCUUCCUGCGGUACCGACGCUCGCAGUGUGAGCCCCCUUCCCAGACCCCAGCCUGUGCCAGGUCAGUGCAUGCUCUCUGCACCUCUGGAUUCCCCAGGAGCCGCACUGCAUGAUUCGCCCUAUAUGUUUUACGUGGGAUUGUUUUUUGUGAACGUGCUAAUACUCUAUUAUGCCUUCCUGAUGGAGUACAUUGCCCUGAACGUGGGCAUCGUCUUUCUUCCCGAAGAUAUGGACCAGGCUCUGGCGGAACUGGGAGUGCUUUCUGACCCCGCUUCCCUGCUCUACGAAGCCGACAACGAACUAGACGUGUUGGACGGGUACCUGGAAUAAAAAAAAGCAUAUAAGCACUAUGGAUAGCGUGGUUUCAGGACGGAGGUUUGGAAGACGCAAAUUGCCAAGGCUAGCAUGUGGCGUCAGUUCAUGCUCCAAUAUGUCUUCGCUACUGGAGCUUCUGCUGCGGGCAGAACACGCAUUCGGCUCAGUGCGGGACGGACACGGCUGAGAUUUAAGGCCUAUCGUAUGACAUGAGCAAAUUCUUGAAAGCGAAUGGGCAGAACAAUGAAGCGAAGAGAGUCUCGUACACUGAAACAAGCAAGGAGCAUGUCUGCAAGAAGAAACUGAGCUUAACACAUACGACACAGUUCUGCAAAAUCAAGAUAUAUAUAAAUAUACAUAUGUUCAGAAUUUUUCAAGCUCCACGUGUAUCAUGGACAGAAUUAACUUUUAUUAUGGAUCUGACUUACAAACUGGUAUUAAUAAGAAAACUCUCCCCCCAUAUUAAUGUUCUGUCAGAAACUGUUAAACAAAGAAUAUGGAGCAUCUUCUGAAACAAAAACUGCAAUGGCUAAUAUAUGAAACAAUGUGUACCUCAGUGUUAUGUCAUAGGAUAUUGUACUUGAAAGGGCCCGUUUAAGGGCCUCAGUGUUGGAUUUGAAAUUUCCUUUAUUUGCACACCAGCAAUAACAUUAACACAUUCAUUUUUAAUUGGGACAAAAGCAGUGCCUGCAGUGCUUUCUAAUUUUGAAGGAUAUUCUAACCAUUUAGUUCCAGCCAGUCAAAACAGGUGUCUUCCAGUGAGGCACAAAAUGGCUCCCAGUCUGUCUUAUGUACUCACAAGAGGUAUCUUUCUACAUUUUGUGUGGAAUAUACACAUAGCUGCAUUUUUUUUUUUUGCUUAAUCCAUCACUACAAUUGCCCUUAUUUAACAGUGAUCCACUGUAAAAACAGUCCACAGAUAAUUGUUACCAAAACUAGAAUAGUUUAUAAAAAAAAAUUGUUUUCUGCCUU